Molecule: messenger RNA, 873 nt
Organism: Paramecium tetraurelia
Lineage: Eukaryota; Ciliophora; Oligohymenophorea; Peniculida; Parameciidae
Exons: 1
Cellular component (GO): membrane
Source: RefSeq, a predicted model, not a curated record
AUGGAAGAUAAAAAUACUUUAAGAGCUGCAAUCAUUUACAUGCUAGUUGCUUAUUUUUUUCAUGCUGUGCAAAUAACAUUUUUUAAAUAUGGUCAUUUUAGCAUAGUUCCACAGAGUUUAUUUAUUAGAUCAAUUUCCUCCUUGAUUCUUAUUUUUCUAUUUCAAUAAUAACAGAAUUAUUAUCCAAAGUUAAAAACACAAUAUUUAAUAAAAUCAUAGUUUCUAGGAGCUAUUGGAUCCUCGCUAUACUUUUAUGGAUUGAAUUUUAUUUCUCUAUCUGAAGCAGCAAUCCUUUUUUCCACAAAUUCAAUAUGGAGUUAAUUAAUUGUCAGCUGCAUGAAAAGAGAGCAUAUCACCAAGUCAAGACUAAUAAACUCUCUAAUUUGUAUCAUAGGAAUAGGCUUGGUGUCAAAUCCCACGAUUAACGUUGAGGAUCCUUUUAUGCAUAUAAUUGGAUGCUUGAGCAUAUUAGUUUGCAGUGUAGUCCAAUCACUAUCCUAUAUCACGAUGAAAUAAAUAGGAUCUGAGGUAUCGGCAACAAUCGUUACUUCAUAUUUCCACAUUAUGAUCAUCAUAACUUCAAGUCUAUGGCAAUAAUACAUUGGUAGAUUUGAAUACUUUACAGGAUACUGGUUCUAUAUAUUUGGAUUUGCCUUUUUUACUCUUUUUGGAUAAAUUCUUUAAUUCAGAGCUCAAACAAUUGUCACUUAUGAUAAAAUAUGCAAUUACACCUACUCUUAAACUUUAUAUGUCAUUAUUAUAGAUUAUGUUCUCUUUAGAAAAAUAUUGAGUUUGAAUGGUUUCAUUGGAGGAUGUUUUAUUCUAUUUGGGGUUUUCAAAUAGUUAUCAGAAGAUAAAAAAAUAAGGGGUUGA